Molecule: messenger RNA, 1580 nt
Organism: Schistocerca serialis cubense
Lineage: Eukaryota; Metazoa; Arthropoda; Insecta; Orthoptera; Acrididae
Product: sialin-like
Exons: 9
Coding region: 114-1580 (488 amino acids)
Biological process (GO): transmembrane transport; monoatomic anion transport
Molecular function (GO): transmembrane transporter activity
Source: RefSeq, a predicted model, not a curated record
AUUAGCGGCUUAGAGCCACCUUGACAACACAGCCUUAUUAAGCGAUAAGAUAGCCGACGGGUUGUCAGGCAGUCUUAAGACGGGAAAGUGGCGUGCGGUGCGCUGUGGCAGCUAUGAAGCAACUUUUUCAAUGUGUCCCUGCAAGAUAUAUUCUUGCCAUAAUGGGAUUCUGCGCCAUUUCUCUCCAGUUCACCAUGAAAGCCAAUCUUUCUGUAGCCAUUGUUGCAAUGGUGAAAACGGACGAAAAUGCCAAUGAAGAGAAGUUUUUGCUAAUGGAAAAUAACUCCACUGCCCCGGAAGGAACAUGUCCAGGAGGUGGGGAUACGGAAGACUCACAAAGUCAAGAGGGCGAGUUCGCGUGGGACGAGACGAUGCAGGGCUACGUGCUGUCGUCGUACUACUACGGCUACGUGGCGAUGCAGCUGCCGGGCGGCUACCUGGCGGAGCGGUACGGCGGCCGCCACGUGUGCGGGCCCGGCGUCUUGCUCAGCGGCGUGCUCACGCUGCUCAGCCCGGUGGCCGCGCGCGCCGACGUCUACCUCUUCAUGGCCGUGAGGGUGCUCGCCGGCGCCGCCUCGGGUGUUGUUAUUCCGUCUCUCCAGGCUAUGGUAUCCAAGUGGUUUCAUCCAAAGGAGAGGUCGAAAUUCUCAGGAUUUUUAUUUUCAGGUAUUUACGCCGGCAGUCUGAUAGCUAUGGCUGUUUCCGGCGUGCUGGUUGAAGCAGGAGGGUGGCCGAUGGCGUUCUACUUCUUCGGCGCCGUCGCUGUCGCUUGGUUCGUGCCCUGGCUGUACCUCAUUUACAGCACCCCAGACGACCACCCACGAAUAUCGUUGCAGGAGAAAGAGUACAUAAAGGCCGGUUUUGGGCAGCAGGUUAACGACAAACAGGAGAAGUUGCCCGUCCCGUGGAUGAAGAUUCUGACUUCUGCACCAGUGUGGGCAGGAAUAGUGUUCCAUUCUGGGACUGCGUGGGUACUGUACACUAUGCUUUCUGAUCUUCCGACUUACCUCAAGUUCAUACUUCAUUUCGGCGUUCAAGAUAGCGGACUCAUCUCAUCGCUGACGUAUCUGUUUUCCUGGAUCAGUGGCGUUGUAUUUGGAUGGUUGUCGCAGACGUUGCGAGCCAAAGGCAUUCUCUCACAUCUCACGUGCUACCGGCUCUUCAAUGGAAUAACUAGCAUCGGUGCAGCUGCGUGCCUGGUGGCGAUAACCCUGGUCGAGUGCCAGACUCAGGUUAUCGUGGUCCUCCUCGUACUGGUGCUGGUGGCCAACAGCGGUCUCUACGGAGGCAGCUACCUCAACCACGUUGACCUGGCUCGGAACUUCGCUGGAACGAUUGCUGGGAUUUUGCACUUGCUCAUGAAUUCCACCGGGAUUUUCACACCACUUGUCAUCGGAGCUCUGACGAAAGGAAACCAAACUCUGGCGCAGUGGAACAUAGCCUUCUACAUCGCAGCGGGUGUAACGUGUGGCUGCUUCGUUUUUUACCUGAUUUUCGGUUCAGUGGAAGAGCAGAGUUGGAACAGACCUCCUGAGAAAUCUAAAGACCCUGAAAAAUCAUCCCCAGUUCAAGAAACGUAG